AGCACGCCGUGGCGGAGGGUUUAAUGCUAAUCCACACAGACGACGAAAACACGUCUUAAAGUCUCACUAAAGUGAAGUUUCUCAGUUCAUUUCAGCGAAACACAGAAGGCUGAGCUGAAGGUUCGGGCUGCUGGAGAACAGAGGUCAGCGGGAGGCGAGCCCCCGUCGCCUACCUGUUUUCACUGUGCAGGUGCUGAACCCGCUGGCUAGCAGCCAUGAGUGACCUGGGGAGUGCAGCGCUGCCCAUGAGUCAGGGCACCUUUGAGCAGCUGUGGUGUGACAUAGGCUCAGACAUGGGAUUCAAUCACCUAAUCGCAGAACUGCCGAGAGCUGACAGUGAUGCCUGGCUCACUGCUGCUUUGCCCAAUGGCACCUUCACUGAGAGCUUUGAGCUGGAGCUUGCAGAAAUCGCUGAGAGUGCUGCUUUAUCUGCUGAGAUUUCGCCAUCUUCAGACAGUAUGCCCCCUCCAGCGGCAGUGGUGCCAUCCACCAACGACUAUCCUGGAGAAUAUGCCUUCCGGCUCCGCUUCAACCAAUCCAGCACAGCCAAAUCUGCUAUCUCCACAUAUUCUACUCAGCUGAACAAACUGUACUGCCAGCUGGCUAAGACUUGUCCAGUUGACGUGAUGGUGGAGAAAGAACCUCCUCAGGGAGCUGUCCUGAGGGCCAUGGCUAUCUACAAGAAACCCGAACAUGUCUCUGAGGUUGUGCUGCGCUGCCCUCAUCAUCAAAACAUUGCAGAGAAUAACGAAGGUGUUGCUCAUCGCAGCCAUCUAAUCCGCGUUGAAGGCAGCCAGAGGGCUCAAUAUUUAGAGGACUCUAGGACCAAGAGGCAGAGUGUUGCAGUACCUUAUGAGUCCCCUCAGCUGGGAUCAGAGGGCACCACGGUACUGCUGAACUAUAUGUGCAACAGCAGCUGUAUGGGGGGAAUGAAUCGCAGGCCCAUUCUUACCAUCAUGACUUUGGAGACACACGAUGGGCAGGUUUUGGGUCGCCGCUGUUUUGAAGUCCGUGUUUGUGCCUGCCCUGGGCGAGACCGCAAGACGGAAGAAGAGAACCUUGGGAAAAAUACUGUAAAGACUGCUUCAGGAACUAAAAGAAAGUCUUCGUUUGUGGACUUGAAGUCCACCACCUUGAAUGCAGAAUCGUCCAGCAGUAAAAAGAUAAAGAUGGAUUCCAGUGGAGAGGAGGAGAUCUUCAUUUUGCAUGUCCGAGGUAAAGACAGGUAUAAUAUGCUUAAGAAGAUAAAUGACAGUUUGGAGUUGAUGGAUGCAAUGACGGCUGCAGAAAAGGACAAGUACAAACAGAAAUGUGCUUCUAAAAGCGUGCAGCCAAUCCCUGGAAAGAGGCUUCUUCUGAGGGACGAUAAGACGGACACUGACUGAAAACAAGCUUGCUUUCCUGUUGGUCAGCUUUUUGGUUCACUGUAGGCUAAAGGUUGUUUUGUAUUGAACAGUUUUAUUGUUUGCUGUUCAGCUGUCUCACUGCCCUUUUGAUACAUAUGCUUGGAGCUCAGUAUACCCCGUUUUCCACUUUGAAGUGCCACAGCUUUGCGCAUCAUUCUUAUACAAACCCUGUGAGUUUUCUUUGUGAUUUGGUGGUGGCUGUUAUGCUCCAUAAAAUUACCUGUGAUUCCAUUUCAAUCUAAUGUGGCAUUGAUCAGUGUUGACUGUUGUAAAUUCAGUCUCAGGUCAGUUUAUGAUCGUUUUGAUGUUAGGUGUAUUAUAUCGUCUUUUUUCUUUUUUUUUUAAAAUAUAACUUUUGUCAUUCCAGAUCACUUUUUAUAUGGAAAGUAUUUUUGUAAUCCUAAUGGUUUGUUUCUUUUUAGGCGUUGAGCAUCUCAUGGAACUCUUGUUGUACAGAGAACAUUUUCUUGUUGCUUACUCUGAGUUGUAUAAUGUGUAGAUUAAGGGGAUUAAGAUUUUAAUUCCCAUAAAUGAUAUGACCAAAAAAAAAUUGCACUUAUAUUUUUGUACUCUCUUGUAUGUAUUUGCCACACAGUUUCAUUUAAGUUUGGACUUCGUACCAGGUUCACUUGGGAAGUAGUAUAAAGACGAAUGCGGUUAAGUCAUGCUGUAUUAUAUGUAAGUGCAAACAAGAUGGUCAUUUGAUAAAAGAUUUUUUUUAACUAUUA
Molecule: messenger RNA, 2134 nt
Organism: Pygocentrus nattereri (red-bellied piranha)
Lineage: Eukaryota; Metazoa; Chordata; Actinopteri; Characiformes; Serrasalmidae
Product: cellular tumor antigen p53-like
Exons: 11
Coding region: 216-1385 (389 amino acids)
Biological process (GO): regulation of transcription by RNA polymerase II; protein tetramerization; apoptotic process
Cellular component (GO): nucleus
Molecular function (GO): RNA polymerase II cis-regulatory region sequence-specific DNA binding; DNA-binding transcription factor activity, RNA polymerase II-specific
Source: RefSeq, a predicted model, not a curated record